CAGGGCGGUGGGCGUGGCCGCGAGGAGGAGGGGGCGGAGCUCCGCCGCCCCGAUCCCCACCGCUUUUGUUCCGCCGGAGGCGAAGCGACCGGAGCGGCUUCGAAAUCCCCGGAGCCAUGUCCUACAUCCCGGGCCAGCCCGUCACGGCCGUGGUGCAAAGGGUUGAAAUCCACAAACUGCGCCAAGGCGAGAACCUCAUUCUGGGCUUCAGCAUCGGAGGUGGCAUUGACCAGGACCCGGCUCAGAAUCCCUUCUCGGAGGACAAGACGGACAAGGGCAUUUAUGUCACUCGCGUGACUGAAGGUGGACCAGCAGAAAUGGCCGGAUUACAAGUCGGGGACAAAAUCAUGCAGGUGAACGGCUGGGAUAUGACCAUGGUGACUCACGACCAAGCCCGCAAGCGGCUGACCAAGCGGAACGAGGAAGUGGUCCGGCUGCUGGUGACCAGACACUCCCUGCAGAAAGCGGUCCAGCAGUCCAUGCUGUCGCAGCCCUGCCACUGAGCGGGGACGAGCGACGGGCCUUCAGGACGCGGCGGAGAGAUGUUGAAGGUGGACCAGAGAGCUUUUAUCACCUGCUGACCUGAGAAACUUUUUUUUUAAAAAGACAGACGUCUCCCAACACACCUAUGCAAAAAAUGACUGUUACAACGGGGUGUCCCCGGAGAGGGUACCUCGGGGGUAGGGGGGCAGUUUGAUACCCACUGGAUCAAAGACGGCGGGCAUCAAACCGCAAACGAGGGGAUAGCCUGGCUUUGAUCCACUGGGAACCACCUAAGACUGUGAUGGUGAAUCACAUGCCCACAGAGCCAUAUCUGUGGGCAUGUGAGCGUUGCUCUAGCUCAGCUCCAGCGCGCACAACUGAUUUCAGGCCUUCUGGGCCCACUGGAAGUUGAGAAAUGGGUUGUUUCCGGCCUCCGGAGGGCCUCUGGGGGGAUGGGGACGGCUGUUUUUGUCCUCCCCGGGCUCCAAGCAAGCCUCUGGAGUCUGGGGGGGAAAUGGGCCCACUGUGUCAUCACGUGCCAAAAGCGGGGGCUUUGUGCACAUACGCGUGGGAGGGGUGCAUUGAACUAUGAGUGUGAGCACGUACGCACCCCGCCUCCCCCUGUGCUCCCACUUUUGGCACGCGAUGACAAAAAGGUUAGCCAUCACCGACCUACGAGCUUUUCUCCCAGAAAUCCAGUGGAUGAGUCCGUCCUUAAAUUUUCCGUUUUUGUUAAGGCGAUCACCUUGAGGGACAAGAUGGCCGCCUAAUGCGCUUCUUGCAGUCCUCGUAGCCAGACCAAAGUUUUUACUGCCGACAUCUAGGAUCCCGCACGGCUUUUGUGUUAAGAGACAUCCAACCGUUGGCUUGUCUCCUCAGAGGCACCAAGAAGGCCCCGAUAGACGGGGAUUUGAAACCGGUUCCCCUUUCCAGAAGUCCUCAAAUGAAGGCGAACAGUUUCAGUGGCCUUAAGCCUUCGUCUGCCUGGCCUUCCGCUCGGCCAGAGUUCCUGUUAACCGCGAUUGGUCGGAAACAGGCCGACGUUAGCGACUCCCGUUGUGUCGGGAGGCCGCUGUUUCCAGUCUCGAGCGGGUCUCUCAAUUUUUCCAAAGUUAGCUUCCAAUCGUGACUGUUGUGCCAAAUUUCUUCCCCGAAGGCCUUUUUCUACUUCUUGUAAAUAACGUCCCUUCCAACAUUUGUAUCACUAAUUUAUUUUAGUAUAUUACUGCUAUUUUGACUCGUGAGUGGUGCCGUGGCCUAGAGGUGGAGCUCUCGCCUCAAAAUCGGGAGCCUGUGAGAUCGAUCCUAGGUAGAGGCAGAUAUUUCUCUCUCUGGACACAAUAUAUCUGCCGAACAAAACUCUGCAAUGGCAACAGGAAGAGCACCCGGCCAUUAAAACAUUCUGGUAGCUCCAUUCAGUUGCCCAGAUUCCACCCUGCAAGGGAUUAUGGGAUUGUUAAAAUGAUGAUGAUGAUGAUUAUGAUGAUGACUGCUACUUUGACUUGUUUAACUUUCGGGCCCUUAAAUCUCAGCCUGUCUUGCAAAGAAAAUGUGUCAUAACCUUUCUAUCUGUUUCUUAUCCCUCUAAUUUGUCUUUUCUAAGCAGAAAUGGCGGUGGGAAGGAUGGUGGUGGGUUUUUUUUGACAAAGCCUUGUGGGUUUUGUUUUGUUUUUUUUGUAUUGCCGGAUCGCAUUGGUUUAGUUCGGAGGUUAAAGCAACCAACGGGGGGUGCUGUAGAUCGUUUUACAAAAUAAACCAAGCUGGACUUCUGA
Messenger RNA from Ahaetulla prasina, 2255 nucleotides. RefSeq names its product Tax1 binding protein 3 (gene TAX1BP3). The record is from RefSeq and is a predicted model, not a curated record. Gene Ontology annotation, cellular component: adherens junction; postsynaptic membrane; postsynaptic density. Gene Ontology annotation, biological process: neurotransmitter receptor transport postsynaptic membrane to endosome; neurotransmitter receptor transport, endosome to postsynaptic membrane. The transcript has 4 exons. The coding region runs from base 117 to 503 and encodes 128 amino acids. NCBI's taxonomy places the organism in Eukaryota, Metazoa, Chordata, Lepidosauria, Squamata, Colubridae. Gene Ontology annotation, molecular function: protein binding.